Molecule: messenger RNA, 4108 nt
Organism: Neofelis nebulosa (Clouded leopard)
Lineage: Eukaryota; Metazoa; Chordata; Mammalia; Carnivora; Felidae
Gene: RECQL4
Product: RecQ like helicase 4
Biological process (GO): telomere maintenance; double-strand break repair via homologous recombination
Cellular component (GO): cytoplasm; nucleus; chromosome
Molecular function (GO): nucleic acid binding; ATP binding; 3'-5' DNA helicase activity
Source: RefSeq, a predicted model, not a curated record
CGCCCAGCGCCUCCGCGCACCGCGAUGACGUAGCCACCACCCAUUGGUCUUCCCAUGAGGGUCCCACUGAUUGGCUGCCCCGGAGGAGGCUGCCCAGACGCCCCGCCUCCGACGCUGCGGGACGCCCCCAUUGGCUGGCGGCCGGCGUCUCCCUCGCGGCGGGAGAUUUGCGGAGCCCGCGGCCGCGGGGCGAGCGCCAUGGAGCGACUGCGGGACGUGCGGGAGCGGCUGCAGGCUUGGGAGAGCGCGUUCCGGCGGCGGCGCGGGAGGCGGCCGGGCCAGGAGGACGUGGCGGCGGCGCCUGAGGAUACCCGGGCGCUCUACCGGGAGUACCGCGCCCUGAAGGAGGCCCUGAAGGAGGCAGAAGGGGUCGGACCCCGCGGCCCCAAGCAAUCGCUUCCCGUGCAGGCAGAGGAGGUGCCAGAACCCAGCUGCUGGGGGCCCCACUUGAAUCGGGCUGCGACCCACAGUCCACAUCCUCCUCUUUCUGGGCCAAGCCGGCCAGGGUCUGUGCGGGACUACGGAGAGAGGCUUAAGGCCAACCUCAAGGGCACCCUGCAGGCUGGGCCAGCCCUGAGCCGCAUACCCCGGACUCCACGAAGACCCUCGUCCGAGAUGCCCACCCCAAGGCCACCAGGUGCAGGGGCUGCCCUCAUCUCUCCAGAAGAAGUCAGUGAGGUGCCCUUGCAGCCUGCUGGGCCCCAGCUGAGGCUGGGCUGCCUCCAGCAGCUACAGGCAUCCUUGAGCCUGCGACUGGGCUCCCUAGACCCUGGCUGGCUGGAGCGGUGUCACAAUGGGACCCCAGAUUUUCUGGGGGCUUCGAAGGCCUGCCAGCCUAACUUGGGUGUAGAGCAGUCACAGUCUCUGACUUCAUGUGUCCCAUCUGUCCCUGGUCCCAGCACUAGCCCUGAGGCUCAAGCCCUACAGACAGCUGGAGUCAGUGCAGGGAGCCCCCAACCUGGCGACAGUCAAGGCAAGAGGUGGGCACCGAAUAGAGAGCCAGAGGGGAGCCCUGCACAGGCCCAACAAGACAGUGGCCAAGUAGGACCCCUGCCUGAGGAAGCUGGGACUGCAGAACAUGCAGAAGACCCUUCGGGAAAACCCCUGUGGGCACAGCGCCCCAGUGGCGCCACAGCCUCCAGGUACCACAGCUUCAGCCCCAGUAGGGUCACCUUAAGUGGAGCCAGGUUGGGGCAGGCUUGGGGCAUGGCCCACUUGUACAUCCCUUCUAGAGUAGCUGUGCCGAACGGAGGUAAUUACGUGCGGCUCAACAUGAAGCAGAAACGCUACGUGCGGGGCCCGGCUCUCCGGGGAAGGCUCCUCCGCAAGCAGAUGUGGAAGCAGAAGUGGCAGAAGAAAGGGGAGCAUUUUGUAGGUGGUCGGCCCAGAGCCACACUCAAGAAUUCUUGCUUCCGGUGUGGGCAGCUAGGCCACUGGUCAUCCCAGUGCCCCCAACCAGAGCAUACCCAAGCCCCCCAGAAGAAAGGUGGUGAGAAUGAAGACGACACACAGACCCUGCUCACUUUGGAGGAAGUAGUCCAGAGGACAGGUAGUGCCAGCUGCCGACUCCCUGUGAGUGAGAAAGAUCCAGAGCCUGUUGGGCCUGAGCUGUUGGUCACCGUGGAACAGCCUGUGCCCCGGGUGCCCUGCCUGCCCCCUACCGUGCCACCACUUUACCCACCAGGGCCCUCUGGGCAAGUGGCAGAGACGCCAGCUGAGGUAUUCCAGGCCCUGGAGCAGCUAGGGCACCGUGCCUUCCGCCCCGGACAGGAGCAUGCGGUCAUGCGGAUCCUCUCUGGCAUAUCCACACUGCUGGUGUUGCCCACCGGUGCUGGCAAGUCCUUGUGCUACCAGCUCCCUGCGCUGCUUUAUGCCCGGCGGAGCCCCUGCCUCACACUGGUCAUCUCUCCCCUCCUGUCUCUCAUGGACGACCAGGUGUCUGGCCUGCCCCCAUGCCUGAAGGCAGCCUGCAUCCAUUCAGGCAUGACCAGGAAGGAGCGGGACUCUGCCCUGAAGAAGGUUCAGGCGGCCCAGGUGCACGUUCUGAUGCUGUCACCCGAGGCACUGGUUGGGGCUGCGGCAGGGACCCCUGGCUCCCUCCCUCGGCUGCCUCCCGUUGCCUUUGCCUGUGUCGACGAGGCCCACUGCCUGUCCCAGUGGUCCCACAACUUCCGGCCCUGCUACCUGCGUGUCUGCAAGGUGCUGCGGGAACACAUGGGUGUCCGCUGCUUUCUGGGUCUUACAGCCACGGCUACGCACAGCACCUCAAGAGACAUGGCUCAGCAUCUAGGCGUGGCUGAGGAGCAUGUCCUCAGAGGGCCAGUCACCAUCCCCACCAACCUGUACCUCUCUGUGUCCGCGGACAGGAACCCAGACCAGGCUUUGGUGACACUGCUGCAGAGUGAUCGUUUUCGCGACCUGAACUCUGUCAUCGUCUACUGCAACAGACGCGAAGACACGGAGCGCAUUGCUGCGCUGCUCCGCACCUGCCUGCGCCAGGCCCCGGAAGCUGUGGCCGAAGCCUACCACGCCGGCAUGUGUGCCCGGGAGCGGCGGCGGGUGCAGCAGGCCUUCAUGGAGGGCCGGCUGCGGGUGGUGGUGGCCACAGUGGCCUUCGGGAUGGGGCUGGACCGGCCAGACGUGCGGGCCGUGCUGCACCUGGGGCUGCCCCCCAGCUUUGAGAGCUACGUGCAGGCUGUGGGCCGGGCUGGACGGGACGGCCAGCCCGCACACUGCCACCUCUUUCUACAGCCCCAGGGUCAAGACCUGCAGGAGUUGCGUAGACACGUGCAUGCCGAGGCCUCCGACUUCCUUGCCGUGAAGAAGUUGGUACAGUGCUCGUUCCCACCCUGCACCUGCACCCAUGCCCAACAGCCCCCAGAGCAGGAGGGAGCCAAGAGCCAAGACAGGCCUGUGACCGUGUCCCCGAGCGAGGCCGAGCAAGCCAGCAACAAAGGCCUAGCCCAGUGCCUGGGUCAUGAGCGGGCACUCCCAGUGCAGCCGCUGGUGCAGGCCCUGGACAUGCCUGAGGAGGCCAUUGAGACCCUGCUGUGCUACCUGGAGCUACACCCACAGCGCUGGCUGGAGCUGCUGGCACCCACCUAUGCCUACUGCCACCUGCGCUGCCCUGGGGGCCUCCCCCAGCUCCAGGCCCUGGCCCGCAGGUGUCCUCCACUGGCGGUCUGGUUAGCCCAGCAGCCACAGGAAAACACAGGUGAAGAAGGAAGCUAUUCCGUAGAGUUUGACGUGGUUAAGUUGGCCGACUCGAUGGGCUGGAAGCUCGCCCCUGCAAAGCAGGCUCUCCGUCAACUGCAGUGGCACCCAGAGCCCGGGACAGGUGCACAUCGGGACACAGGGGUGCUGGUGGAGUUCCGGGAGCUCGCCUUCUGUCUGCACAGCCCCGGAGACCUGACGGCCCACGAGAAGGACCAGAUCUGUGACUUCCUAUAUGAACGUGUACAAACCCGUGAGCAGGAGGCCCUGGCACGCCUGCGACGCACCUUCCAGGCCUUUCACAGUGUAGCCUUCCCCAGCUGCGGGCCCUGCUUGGAGCAGCCUGAUGAGGAGCACAGUGCCAGGCUCAAGGCUCUGCUCAGCAGCUACUUCGAGGAAGAGGGGCCAGGAGGCAUGGAGGACGAGCAGGGCCCAGAGCCAGGACAGGCCAGGAUCCAGGACUGGGAGGACCAGAUACGCCAGGACAUCCGCCAUCUCCUGUCCUCGUGGCCAGACCAGCAGUUCUCGGGCAGGGCUGUGGCCCGUAUCUUCCAUGGCAUCGGAAGCCCCUGCUAUCCAGCCCAGGUGUACGGGCGGGACCGGCGUUUCUGGAGAAAACACCUGCAUCUGAGCUUCCGUGCCCUGAUGCGUUUAGCUACAGAGGAGAUCCUGCUGUGGGGCCACUGACCACCCUGCCGCAGGCCAGCCCUGCUCCCCCAUGUCACACACAGGGGGCUGUGUGGCCACCGUGCGGAGGGAGCCAGGUGUGGCAGUUUAUCAGGGAAAAGAGAAGGGACAUUUGUGGCCAAGACAGUGACUGACUACCUGGGCAAAGCCCACCACCAGAAGCGGGGCGAAGGGGCCCCAAAACGCGGAAUAAAAAAAGCUCAAGUCA